Prinia subflava (tawny-flanked prinia) is the source of this 3144-nucleotide messenger RNA. It is a transcript of the gene ERGIC2, whose product is annotated as ERGIC and golgi 2. The coding region runs from base 181 to 1314 and encodes 377 amino acids. The record is from RefSeq and is a predicted model, not a curated record. Gene Ontology annotation, cellular component: endoplasmic reticulum; membrane; COPII-coated ER to Golgi transport vesicle. NCBI's taxonomy places the organism in Eukaryota, Metazoa, Chordata, Aves, Passeriformes, Cisticolidae. Gene Ontology annotation, biological process: endoplasmic reticulum to Golgi vesicle-mediated transport; retrograde vesicle-mediated transport, Golgi to endoplasmic reticulum. The transcript has 14 exons.
GCCGGGCGUCGGCGGCGGAGCGAGCCCGCCCCGGCCGGCGGUGCCAUGCUGAGCGGGGCGGGCGCCGGCCAGCGCGUUGCGGCUCGUCUCGCCCGUCUGGCCUCGCCCGCGGCGCUGCGCAGCGGCGGCAAAAGCGAGAGAGGGAAUAUAUGAAGGAGGAGGUGGAGGAGUCUGCUGAAGAUGAGGCGACUGAAUCGGAAGAAGACCUUGAAUUUGAUGAAAGAGCUGGAUGCCUUUCCAAAGGUUCCUGAGAGCUAUGUGGAGACUUCAGCGAGCGGAGGCACAGUUUCUCUGAUAGCAUUUACAACAAUAGCUUUCCUGACUAUAAUGGAGUUCAUGGUGUACCAGGACACAUGGAUGAAAUAUGAAUAUGAAGUAGACAAGGAUUUUACUAGUAAAUUAAGGAUCAAUAUUGAUAUUACAGUUGCCAUGAGGUGUCAAUAUGUGGGGGCUGAUGUUCUGGAUUUAGCAGAAACAAUGGUCGCCUCUGCAGAUGGGUUAAUCUAUGAACCAGUACCGUUUGAGCUCACCCCACAACAAAAAGAAUUACAAAGGAUGCUGCAAAUAAUUCAGAGUAGGCUGCAGGAAGAACACUCUCUUCAAGAUGUGAUAUUCAAAAGUGCAUUUAAAAGUGCUUCUACAGCACUGCCACCACGGGAAGAUAAUUCAUUACAGUCUCCAGAUGCAUGCAGAAUUCAUGGUCAUCUCUAUGUCAAUAAAGUGGCAGGGAACUUUCACAUAACUGUGGGCAAGGCAAUACCACACCCUCGAGGCCAUGCACACUUGGCAGCCCUUGUAAGCCAUGAGUCUUAUAACUUCUCCCAUAGAAUAGAUCAUUUGUCAUUCGGAGAGCUUAUUCCAGGAAUUAUUAAUCCGUUGGAUGGAACAGAAAAAAUUGCAUCAGAUCACAAUCAGAUGUUCCAGUAUUUUAUCACAGUUGUGCCAACCAAACUUCAUACAUACAAAAUUUCAGCAGAAACUCAUCAAUUUUCAGUGACAGAAAGGGAAAGAGUAAUUAACCAUGCAGCUGGCAGCCAUGGGGUAUCAGGAAUAUUCAUGAAAUAUGACAUCAGUUCACUUAUGGUGACAGUGACAGAAGAACACAUGCCUUUUUGGCAAUUCUUAGUGAGGCUCUGUGGCAUUAUUGGUGGAAUUUUUUCAACUACAGGAAUUUUACAUGGCUUUGGAAGAUUUGUAGCAGAAAUUAUUUUUUGCCGUUUCAAACUGGGCUCUUACAGAUCCACAUCGGUCCCACUUCCUGAUGGCCACACAAGCAACCACUUACCUCUGAUUACAGACAAUAGUACACAUUAGCCUCCUGAAAAAGUUUUUUUUCUUCCUGCCUGAUACAGACUUUUUUAUAAUAAAGAAAACAUUGUGCAAUAUGCUGAGACAGUGCUGAUGGGCAGCAAAAAAAUGAAGCUUUUACAAAAAAACCCCAUCCAACAAAACAAUCUGUGCAAGUUUUGUCUUUGAGUGCACGUGGAGACAUAGGAAAUUGUGAGCCCAGUGAGGUGGAUGAUCUUCUGGGGAGUGAAGGAGUGUUGCUGCCAGUGCAUUUUUCGUGGUUGAGCUGAACAUCUUUGUGGUGGCUACCCGUGACCACGGAAGUGUCCUAGUGAUGCCUGGGAAGGCUGCAGGCCCCAAGGAGGAAAGAGCACAAGUGGGAUGUGUGGAAGGGCUGGCAGCAGCCACAGAGGGACAGUGAUAGAGCUGGAAUUUCUCUUGACUGUGCAAAUGGGGGAUUGGCUUUUCUUGUUCUUUUAUAAUGCUGGGGCUGAGGGCUAAGAGGCCUUUCAUACAGCUGGGGAGCGAUCCUAGAAAAUCCUAAAGAAGAGAAAUCCUAAAGAGAGUAAGUAAGGUGGAACCCAAGCCAUGAUGUUGGUCACAGCCACUGCCUUUCUGCAGCCCACCAUUCCUUAGUGAAAGAAUCACGUGGAGCAGAGGAGUUCCUCUGUAUUUCCACACAGCCACUGUGCCAAAAGUGUGAGUGUCACUUCUGGCAUUGGUAUAGAAGAGCCCAAGGACUCUGAGAAUGCGCUCCAGCCUGCACAGCUUUUAGACUUGGAAUAAGAAGCCUGUUAAGUAAGGCAUUUGACUGUAGUUUUGAUAAAACACAAGACUCCCUAGUAAAAAAAGCCAUGGGAGCAUCCUGGAAUGCUGGAAAUGAAGAGGGGAAGGGAGAAGGGGGCAAGAAGCUGCCAGUUCAGGCAGUUGAGAAGUCUGCUAGGCCAGGCAGGGAGUGUGGAGCUGUUGGUAGGUGGCUCCAGGGAAUCUGAAUCAUAUUGCUGCAGACAGGUAAUGACAGCAUCUGCAGAACUAAUCCUUGCUGUUCAUGAAGGUUUUUGUAAAUUAAAUGAAGAGAGCAAUAUUGUAUUGUAAAUAUGCUGCUGAGAAAGAAUGUUUUUAAUGCAAAUGGUGGUUUGAGAAAUGGAACAUCAUGUUACUGCUGAACUACUGGUGUACACCUGUGGUUGAACAGUUACUCCACCAGUGUAAAAAUUAUUAAUAUGAUUCCUUCUCAGCAAAACUGAUUUAAUAAUAUGUUAGAAGAUGAUGCUGAUCCUGGCCUUACUCACCAUGGAAUUAAUAUUUUAAUUAAGAGGACUAAUUACAGAAAAAUAAAAAUCUCUGUUGUGGUGUCAGAUUUUGCUGACUUCCAUUAAUGUACUUUAUAGGACAUUUGGACUUUGUGGACAGCAUAGUGUUAAUAACACAGCUGAUUUGCUAUGCAAAGAGCUUCCUAAAAAGAAGUGAAAUAGUAAAUAAAAUGUGGGGAAUAAGGAAAGACUUCGUUGAAUUUGGCUACUGAGAAAAAAGUUCAAGGAAGCCAGGUCCUUGGGGAUGACAGCCAGGUUUGGAGUUUUCUCUUUUGUGCUUUGUUUUUUUAACAUUGAUUAAAACUCCAGCAACUUGAGAAACACUUUGGUUCCCAUUUCUCUUUGGUGUUUCCUUCUGAGGUUUCUUUCCUGCUUCUGCUCAGACUGGUUCUGCUUUGGGCUUUUCCUAACACUUAUUUCUUAUCUGCCUGGAACAGACUGUACUGGUGGGAGAGACUGAUCUCAACUGACUUUCUGUAGAAGAACUUUAAAUGUUAUUUUCUAUUCUCACAUAAAAGAGCCAAGGAGCUUGAUGUGUCUUAAA